UGUGUAUUUGUUUUUUUAAAUGAAAACACGUUUAUUGACGUUCUUAAUAAUCAUACAAAGGUGAAAAAUGACGAGUUUGACCUAGAAAUUAAAUAAAAGGGUCUAAAACCCUAAUUUCCCAUGACCCAAUAUUCCAUGUAAAAUAUUCUAAGAUAUUAGUAUUGAUCUAUUCCAUUCAAACAAUCGAGAAGCACGAAUUAUUCAACUCAAUUACAUAUAUAUACAUAUAUAUAUGUACAUGGAUUUCUACAAGCUUGGUAAAGACUUGUGGAAAUAUUUUAACACCAAACUUGAAAAAAUUUACCUUCAUAUCUCUAUAAAUAGAUCAUUGCAAUUCCCCAAUUAAUAUAUACUUUCACAAUUUGAACACAUUUCCUCUCUCUUGAAAAAAAAUAAGUUUGAAUUAUAUUUUACAAUCGAACAUAAUAUAAACCCGAAAAUGGCCUCUGGAAAUCCUAAGACCUUUCAACAAGAGGAGAUCGUUCGUCCGGCAGCGAACUUCUCCCCUAGUUUAUGGGGCGAUCUUUUUAGUUCGGUUUCUACCGACUAUAAUCAGGUUUUCGAAAAUUACGGCGAAAAUAUAAUUAUCGAGGCGUUGAACGACGAAGUGAGGGGGUUGAUCAUAAGAAAUGAGAUGCUUGCUGCAGAAAAGUUGAACCUAAUAGACAGCAUCGAACGCCUCGGGAUUUCGUAUCAUUUCGAAAAAGAGAUCGAACAACAAAUUCAAUAUCUCAGUCUCGAAAAAAUUGAUGAUGGUGAUUUGCACACUGUUGCUCUUUACUUCAGGUUGUUGAGGCAACAUGGCCAUCACAUCUCCUCAGGCAUUUUCGAGAAAUUCACGGAAACCGACGGUAAAUUCAAGAGUUGUCUCGAGAAUGACACUAGGGGUCUUUUGAGCCUAUUCGAAGCCGCGAAUUUGAGGACACAUGGAGAAGAUAUUUUAGAAGAAGCUCUUUCUUUCACAACUUGUCAUCUAAUUAAAUCGAUCAAUAAUAAUAAUAAUAAUCAACAUAAUUCGAUGAUUAUAAGUUCCCCCCUCAAAGAAGAAAUCGAACACGCCUUAGAGCAAUGCAUGCAACGCGGCAUUCCAAGAGUUGAGGCACAUCGUUACAUUUCAAUAUACGAACAAUUCGAAUCGAAAAACGAUUCUUUGUUGAGGCUUGCGAAGUUGGAUUUCAAUUCGGUGCAAAUGUUACACAGGAAAGAACUUUGUGAAUUAUCCAGGUGGUGGAAAGAAUUGGACCUCGUUUCGAAACUGUCGUAUGUAAGAGAUAGAGUGGUGGAAUGCUAUUUUUGGACAUUGGGAGUUUAUUACGAGCCUAAAUACUCGAGAGCUCGUAUUAUGUUGGCCAAGACUAUAGCUAUGAUUUCCGUAAUUGACGAUACUUACGAUUCUUACGGUACUGUUGACGAACUCCAAAUUUUCACCGAUGCAAUUGAAAGAUGGGAUAUUAAGGAAAUGCAGAAACUCCCGGACUACAUGAAAAUAUGCUACAAAGCUGUUUUGGAUCUAUACGAACAAUACGAUGAAGAACUAAGCGAUCAAGAACGAUCGUUUGCAGUUCAUUAUGCAAAAGCAACCAUGAAGGAAAUAGUGAGGAGCUACAACAUAGAGUCAAAGUGGUUUAAUAUGGAAGGAUACAUGCCUUCAUUUAGUGAUUACAAGACAAAUGGUUUCAUUACAAGCACAUACUAUUUGCUAGCCGCCACUUCUUUCAUCGGCAUGACAUCAGCAUCGAAGGAAGCUUUCGAUUGGCUCAUCAACAAACCCAAAAUCCAAGUCGCUAACGUUACUAUCUGUCGAUUUGUCGAUGAUAUAGCUACUUACGAGAUCGAGAAGAAAAGAGGGCAAAGUGGGACCGGGAUCGAGUGCUACAUGAAAGAGUACGGAGUAUCCGAGGAAGAAGCAAUGAAAGAAUUCAAUAAUAUUGCUGAGAAAGCUUGGAAAGAUAUUAAUGGCGAAAUAUUCAACGAAAAAUCGGUAUCGGUCGAGAUUCUGAAAAGAAUCGUAAAUCUUUCGAGAUUGAUUGACGUCGUUUAUAAGCAUAAUCAAGAUGGAUACACUAACCCUGAGAAACUGCUCAAGCCCCUUAUCACUGCUCUGCUCAUUGUUCCCUUUGCUAAUUAACUAGUUAAUUAUUAUAUUA
Molecule: messenger RNA, 2147 nt
Organism: Erythranthe guttata (spotted monkey flower)
Lineage: Eukaryota; Viridiplantae; Streptophyta; Magnoliopsida; Lamiales; Phrymaceae
Product: viridiflorene synthase
Biological process (GO): diterpenoid biosynthetic process
Molecular function (GO): terpene synthase activity; magnesium ion binding
Source: RefSeq, a predicted model, not a curated record